GGACACUGUGUGGGUGGUGUGCAAGAGUCAGGGUGCUGGGCUGCGCUGUACGGUAUGAUGGAAGGGUGUGACACUCGCACUCGCAUUCGCACUCGCACUCGCACUCGCACUCGCACUCACACUCACACUCACACUCAUGUCUUGUGAUGUUCCCUACACUCGACGCCACGUUACGCAGGCACGACAAGCGAUUGUUCCUUACACACACACACACACACACACACACACACACACACACGCCUCCAGACUAGAGCGCCUACUUGUAUCGUCUUGCUCGCUUCUGAACCGCGCGACUACUGCUGACCAUAGAAGCAGCUUCCAAGCUGCCCUUCCUAUAGAAACAGUCUUGUCAUCUUCACCCCCCUCGCUUACAUUACGCAUUGCUCUGCUCUCCACCAACGACCACUGACCCUCCUCAACAGGCUCUCCCCUCUGAUUCAACCAGCCAGCCAGCCAGCCAGCCAGCCCGUCAUGUCCGAAUCCCUCGCGCUGCCACCAGACUUGCCCUCCACACCUCUCCUCGCUCGCCACAUUCAAAAUUUCUCAGAAGCGGCCAGCCUGCAACCUCACUGGGGUUAUGCGGCCAGGGCCUUGCCAUGCACAAACGAUGCCGGAUCCUGCGCUUACCUCGACACCGUCUACCGCUCCCAUGAUCUGGGCAUGCUCUACGUCGGCGUCUUUUGGGCCCUGCUUCUAGCUCUCCUCCUACUCUACACCAUCGCCCACCGCUGCACCUUCACUUCCACAUCUCGAGGCGGUGGACGCGGUGGCGUUGCAGCUUCAUCGCUCCACCGAGCUGCGAGCGCAGCGCGCGCAUGGACCAGGAGCAAGCUGAUGCCAGACAUUCAGAUCGCCUCGUUUCGAGCCACGCGUCAGCAAGUGCUCGUCUUUGCCAUUCUCUUGGCCUACAUCACCAUCUUCACCUUUGUCGGCAUCGUCUACCAAAAAUGGGUCACGCCCGUCAAGAAGAUGCCCGGCGUGUACAACACCAGGACCGGUCUAGGUCCAUGGUCAGACAGGAUAGGCCUCUGGGCAUACGCCCUCACCCCCCUCUCCAUCCUGCUAUCCACGCGAGAGAGUCUGCUAUCCCUGCUCACCGGCAUACCCUACCACCACUUUAACUUUAUGCAUCGAUGGCUCGGCUGGGUCAUCCUCAUCCAGAGCCUGCUCCACACCAUCGGUUGGUCCAUCGUUCAAGGCCGCCUGUACCAACCUCAACCCAGCGUAGGAGCUGCUUGGAUCAAGGAAAAGUACAUGGUGUGGGGAGUCGUAGCCAUGGUCCUGCUCACCAUCCUCUUUGUGCUCAGCCUGCCCGUCGUCAUUCGAAGGACGGGCCACGAAUUCUUUCGAAAAGCUCACUACAUCCUUGCCAUGCUCUACAUUGGCGCUUGCUGGGGUCACUGGGACAAGUUGAAAUGCUUCCUCUUGCCAUCCCUCCUCAUCUGGGGCCUCGACAGAGGCGCAAGACUUGUAAGGACAUUCUUGCUCCACCACGACUACAUUCGCGCAGCGCAGACCACUGCUCUCGCUCCCAUCCAAGCCGCCGUCACCUUUUUCGACUCUGACGAGGAUGUGCCGGUCGUGAGGCUCGACUUGACGCAUCAGCAAGCACGCAACGCCCCCGGCGAUCACUACUUUCUCACAUUCUCCAGUCACGGCAGCAUCUGGCAGUCGCAUCCCUUUACCUCUUUCGUUCCGGCAGCAGCAGCAGCAGCGAGCCAUGCCAAAAGUCGUCAUCAUCAUCACGAGGCUGCGACGCACUCGUUCAUCAUGCGCGCAAAGGGCGGAGAGACGCGCAAGGUGGCCGAAGCGCUGCUCAGAGAGCGCAGCAGCAAGACGUCUUUGCUGCUCACCGGCCCUUACGGCAACGACAUUACGAGCGACUUGGAUGCUGCUCACAAUGCGCUCUGCCUGGCUGGAGGGACAGGCAUCACCUUUGUGCUGCCCGUGCUGAGGGAACGCGUUCGGCGAGCCAAGGAAGCGCGCUUGCUGCUGCUGCGCGCUGCAUCCGACAAGGCGUCGUUGGAGGAUUGCAGAGCGGUGGUGCGCACCACCGGCACCACCUCUCUCGUGUGGCUCGUCAGGCAUGACCGGGAUGCCGCGUGGGCGGAAGCGGAGCUCGCUGAGCUGACUCGAAGCAGAAUGGUCGAGGUGAACAUCAUAUCCACCAGAGAAGGUCACGAGGCACGUCACGAGAAACGAACUCAAACUACUUUCGAAGUCGACUCGAACAAGGAUUCCACUUCGGACAGCAGGAGCAGCAGCAGUCCUCAACUGCCGGUGCAAUCGCUCGAGAAGGAUGUGCCUGCUGCUGCCCACAACAAAAGUCAGGACACUGCCUCCUACUCCUCCUCCUCGUCGAGACCUAGCAUCAACGCCUUGUUAGAGUCUUUCUUGAGCACGACGACGAGCAACGCGCCCAGCGUCGUCUAUACCAGCGGACCGGGCGGAUUGAUGCGGGAUGUGAGACGUGCGGUGGCCAGGGCCAACGACGCUCGGCUUGCGUGGCGAGGUGAGGAGAGCAGGAACAUUAGAUUGAUCUACGAUGAGAGGCUCGAGUAAAAAGGCCCCGCCCGCGCUUGCUAACACUUGAGCGGGGCGUCGCUAAUCGCCGUGUUCCAGCUUCGUGGGCUAUACGACGAUGCGGAUGAUAACUUUCGUGGCUUUGUAUCGCUACGCUCUCCACUUGAGGCUCGUGUUCUUCGCGUCGGGCAACCCGCAAGCGCGUCCGUUGUGUUUUUAUGUAAUCAGCACGCAGUCACCCCCCACAAUGAACGCCGUUCGGCAACGUCGAUGCAAAGCGAUGUGGGAUGCAAAUAA
Ceraceosorus guamensis is the source of this 2820-nucleotide messenger RNA. RefSeq lists its product as hypothetical. Gene Ontology annotation, molecular function: ferric-chelate reductase activity. NCBI's taxonomy places the organism in Eukaryota, Fungi, Basidiomycota, Exobasidiomycetes, Ceraceosorales, Ceraceosoraceae. Gene Ontology annotation, biological process: copper ion import; intracellular iron ion homeostasis; iron ion transport. Gene Ontology annotation, cellular component: plasma membrane. The coding region runs from base 472 to 2562 and encodes 696 amino acids. The record is from RefSeq and is a predicted model, not a curated record. The transcript has a single exon.